CACAAGUGGAACAAAGCCGAUUUUAAUGAGCUCGUGGCAGAGGCAACACAUGAGCCCAGCACUUGUCCCUGCCAACUAUAAAUGGCAACAGGCUGGAGGUUUAUGCGAAAAGUUGUGCAAAGUAAUAAGCAAACAAAACACAAGCCAAGCUAAAUCCAAGCAACAAUAAAGAAGAACCAUCAAAAGACCAAAACAAACUAACCGCAGAGAAACGCUUAAAUCAGCAAAAGAAAACACUGCCAGGCAGUUGGAAAAGUUUUCCCGCCACACGGAGUUCCAUCUGCUGAAUUCCAUCCAGUCCUCAUCAUCGGCUGGCUUGGUGAUUGUUUCGCAAAAGGAUUACCCGACUCGUACAUAUUAUGCUGUAAACAUGAAAUACCCAAACGAUACACGAAUCAUUGUGCUCAUUUGCUGUUUGCUGCAAGGUCUGGCCGUGGGCCUGCGCAUGAUCAAGGUCUCCAUUCCCGCCUACAAGCUGCGGGGCGAGUCCGCCUUCCUCGAGUGCCAGUACGAGCUGAACCGCACCCACCACCUAAGCCUCGGCGGCCAUGGACUGCAGACGCACUCGGAUCACAACUACGGCCGCAACCACGAACACGACCGCCCGUCUCACCCGGGAGACUUCCACUAUCCGGAUGGGGAGUCGGUGGACGAUGAACGGCCUCCGCAUCGUGGUCGGGUGCACCAGGGUCAGCGUCAGCAUGGACAGCGCCAGCGGCAAAGGGACCGAGAGCCGAUCGCCAUGGGGCAGUACCGAAACCCACCGCCCCUGACGCCACCAGAAAAGUCUCCCUAUGGCCACAGCGUCUAUCGCGGCAGUGCUGCCUCCGGGUACCUGGGCGCUCAUGUGGGUGCCAGCACCCACAGCGGUGGCAGCAUCAGUUCCAACGGCGGCUCCAUGGGCUACAUGCCUGAAUUCGACCGAGCGGAUAGCUUCGGGGACAGCGCCGAGGAGGAGGAUGAGGAUGAGGAGGAGCAGGCCGAGGAGGGCGAGGCCCUGUACGCCAUCAAGUGGUACAAGGACAACGAGGAAUUCUAUCGCUAUGUGCCCAAGGCACGACCCCCCAAAACCAGCUACCGCGUGGAUGGAGUCCGUGUCAUUGAGGAGCUCUCCGAUGCCAGUCGCGUGCUGCUGCGAGGCCUCACCCUCAACUCCACCGGCCUCUACCGCUGCGAGGUGUCCGCGGAGGCGCCCAACUUCUCCUCGGUGCAGGGCGAGGGCCGCAUGGAUAUUGUCUUUCUGCCCCGCGAUGGUCCGCACAUCAGGGGCCAGCAGUAUCAGUAUCAAAUUGGCGAAUAUCUAUAUUUAAAUUGCACGUCGGGGAAAUCGCAUCCGGCCUCGCAUCUGCAGUGGUUUGUCAAUGAGCAGCCGAUCCUGGACGAGCAUUACCUGUACAAAUACAACGAUAUCGUGCACAAACACGGGCUAAUCACCUCGACGCUGGGCCUGCAGCUGCCGCUGGAGUCGCGCCACUUCCACGACGGCGACAUGCGCGUCAAGUGCCUGGCCAGCAUAUCCCCGGUUCUGUGGAAGGGCGGCAAGGAGAGUGUACUCCAGCGGCGGCCGGGCAUCAUUGACAAUCGGGAGGCCAUGCUCUUGGUGAGAAGUGCAGCUGGCCAUUCGCAGAACAGUCUACUGCGGUCCCUAACCAUCACCAUUAUUCUGGCACGCGCGUGUCAGUGGCUCCUCGGCUCGGAACUUACCUAAGCGACCAGAGGAGGCACAGCCCCUGCCCAACCCGACUCGUUUCAAUUAACAUGAAUUCAUUUUCAAUUCAAUUCAAUUGCAAUUGCAGAGCAUAAAUGGUGAUUUUGUAUACUUUAAGUGUAAUAUCCUUAGUUGUUAAGAGCAAAACCGCAACAGAUCAGAUCAGAUCGGAAAGACAGGGGGCACGGAGCACUGGAUCACAGGAUGACAGGAUCACUGGAUCACCAAUCAAAAGGCGACAAAUUGGGUAAAUGUGUUAUAGCAUGUAAAAAUCAUUAAAACAGAAACCAGUUACAUACUCGUAGUAUUAAAGACAGGAGAGUUCAUGCAUCCACUCGUACAUAUGUACAUAAAAAUUGAUGUACUUAUGUACAUACAUAGAUGUAAAGCCACCACAUUGGAGCACUGCCCAAUGCAAAGGCCAGAAACAGAGGCAAGAAAACGGCAGAGCGGAAUUCAAUUAGCAAAAUUGUUGAGCAACUAAAUUCCCAUCCGGAAUAUCACUCCACCAUCCCCAUCCCAUCUUCCCCAUCCCGCCCGGCCCAGGGCUCGUUGUGCGUAAUUUCUGUGUAAAUAAUUCAAUGGGAGGACUAAAGUCCAAGGCAAACUCCAAGCUCUUGUCUAAUAAUGUCUCAUUGGCAUCAGUUUCGAAUGGGAGCUGGAACUUUGCCAUAACAGAUGCUAAAACUAGAUAAUUCCUAAAACGAAAAGUGAAACAAAAGCUUGAAAGUGCAACGACAUUUUUUGUUUUUCAGCCUUUCAGUCUAUUCAUUCUGUUAUUCUGGCCAUUGAAGGGAAUAUUAUAGUUUGCAUUCAGUUUUGUAAUUGCUCUAACAGAAUAAAACAGAAGAGAACAGUAGACAACUGUGAAAAUGCAUGAGUUGAAUUUGCUUUCAAGAAUUGUCAGAAACUAAUGUGCACAUUUCCAUUGUCAGAACCUUUGAAGUGCAGCUCCGUGAAUAAAUAUGAACACACUGUAUAAAAGAGAAAUUUGAUAUAGUCGUAUAUACUCGUACAUAAAUACAUUUAUGCAUAAGAUCCUCUGUUUAACUAGAACUAUAAGCUCUCUGUUUAAGUUGUAGUGGCUCUAUCGAGUCGAACUAUCGAUUGAGGAGAAUUCCAUUGACUUGUACGUAGUAUUACCAAAAAGAAGAAUACUUUGAAAGGCUCCCCCCCCCAGAUAUAACUACUAUAUAUAAAGAGAAUAUGUAAAUGUAUACAAUAAAUGAAGAAUGACGAGACCCAUAACCCGAGACCCGAGACGCCCUUCUCCCCAGAGUGUUUAAACAAAUAUAAAUGUGAAAGCAAA
This is a messenger RNA of Drosophila subobscura, 3017 nucleotides long. RefSeq lists its product as uncharacterized. Bases 371 to 1708 code for a protein of 445 amino acids. The transcript has 6 exons. Lineage: Eukaryota; Metazoa; Arthropoda; Insecta; Diptera; Drosophilidae. The record is from RefSeq and is a predicted model, not a curated record.